Messenger RNA from Peromyscus leucopus (white-footed mouse), 5752 nucleotides. RefSeq names its product NACHT, LRR and PYD domains-containing protein 1a-like. Lineage: Eukaryota; Metazoa; Chordata; Mammalia; Rodentia; Cricetidae. Gene Ontology annotation, cellular component: canonical inflammasome complex. Gene Ontology annotation, molecular function: protein binding. Bases 182 to 5320 code for a protein of 1712 amino acids. The transcript is spliced from 26 exons. Gene Ontology annotation, biological process: regulation of apoptotic process; innate immune response; inflammatory response. The record is from RefSeq and is a predicted model, not a curated record.
CUCUCACGGUUCGGAGGAAGAGCAUCUGCAGAGUCUCUGGUGCCUAGCUUUCUGGAAGAGCCAGAGUCUCUUUUACUUUCAAAGAAUAUGUUUACUACCUGAGGAGCCUUGGCCUGGGACACAUAUCAGUGAGCCCCAUAGAAGAGCAGGUUCCAAUCAAACACCCAUUUCUAGAGCAGAAAUGUCCAGCAGAGACAAGGAUCCACUGGCCUCCUGCUCGGAGCAACAGGAGAAGGGAGACGUGAAGCAGGACCUGUGGGAGCUGCACAGCCAAGCAUCAUCUGAGGACUCUAUCACCAUGGAAGCAGAUCAGUCCAAGAAGGCAAGUGCCACAGAGGAGACUCAGCAUAAGGACCAACAGGACUUGGACUUCAUCCACAAAAGGAGGAAGCAGAAGGGCCAGGAGCCACAGUGGACCAAAGCUCAGGCAGAGAAGGACUUGAUGCUAAACAGUUCUUCAUCAUUUCUUCGCAGAAGAAGCAAACACAGUCUGCAAUCACUUACCGACCAAGGACAUGAAGCACUAUCAACAAUUGGCUUUUUUGGACCACUUAGGAGACCAAUUCCACUUUCGAUGACAAUUGAGCGUCCAAGAAAAAAUAUGCCUUCAGGUGAACCUACAGCUGUUUUGAGCAGAGGGACAGCUACACCCCAAGAUUCUGCACAACUACUCAGUCUAAGUGAAGAAAUUUGUAGCAUGAGCCCUCCUUCAGCUGUCGGUUUAUCAUCUCUUAGCUCCACACGACCAUCUAAGCCACAUAAAGCUAAACCCCAAGAUUCUGCACAAUUUCUGAGUCCAAGAAUAGACCUUUUAAGUGGAACCUAUUUUUCAGCUCUCAGUGUAUCAUCACUUAGCUCCACAAGCCUAUCCAACACAGAUACAGCUAAACCACAAGAUUCUGCACAACUACUGAGCCCAGGAUUAGACCUAUUUAGUGGAAGCCCUCUUUCAGGUGAACCUACCGAUGUUUGGAGCACAGGGACAUCUGGCCUCCAAGAUUCUGCACAAAUACUCAGCCUAGGUGAAGAAAUUUGUGGCAUGAGACCUCUUUCAGGUGAACCUACAGCUGUUUGGAGCGCAGGGACAUCUACCCCCCUAGAUUCUCAACAACUACUCAGCCCAAGUGAAGAAAUGGGUGGCAUGAGCCCUCUGGAAGCUAUCGAUUUAUCAUCACUUAGCUCUACAAGCCCAUCCAACACAGAUACAGCUAAACCACAAGAUUCUGCACAACUACUGAGCCCAGGAUUAGACCUUUUUAGUGGAAGCCAUCUUUCAGGUGAACCUACAGCUGAUUGGAGCGCAGGGACAGCUAUCCCCCAUGAUUAUGUACAACUACUCAGCCGAAGUGAAGAAAUUUGUAGCAUGAGCCCUCUUUCAGCUGUCAGUUUAUCAUCUCUUAGCUCCACUCGACCAUCUAAGCCACAUAAAGCUAAACCCCAAGAUUUUGGACAACUACUGAGCCCAGGAAUAGAUGUUCUUAGUGGAAGCUCUCUUUCAGCCUUUCCUUCAUCAUCUCUUGGCUCCACAAGCCCACCCAACCUACAUACAGCUUCCCCACAAGAUUCUGCACAACUACUGAGCUCAGGCCAUGGAAUUUGGAGGAUGAGACCUCAUUCAGACAGUUCAUCAACAUUUCCUGCCUCAAGAAGCACACCCCGUGUACAAUCACCUACCUAUGAAGGAUGUACAGUACAACCACGACAAGGAGCUGCAGUUCACAGACAAUCUCUGCCUUUGAGAACAAUUCAGAAUUCAGCCUUUUCUUCAUCAUCUCUUGGCUCCACAAGCACACCCACCCUGGAUACAACUAUCCCCCAAGAUUCUGUACAACUACUGAGCUCUGGUCAUGGAAUUUUUAGGAAGAGACCUCAUUCAAGAAUCACUCCAGAAAUAUAUCAUAACCAAGAAGGAGAGAAUCUUUAUCCCUCAAAAACAGAAGAUUUGCCCCAAUAUUUCACACAGCUACUACUUCUACAAAAAUCUUGCCCAAGAGGCUGGGAGACAUUGGACAGAAAAAGCUGGCAUCAAUGUGUAGCAGAGGAGAGAGGACAUCUGAUUAAGGCCAAAGACUUAUUUCUCCCAAGCACAGGUACCCAGGAGGAGCCUCACCUAGUCAUAUUAGAGGGGGCUGCUGGGAUUGGGAAGUCAACACUGGCCAGGCAGGUGAGGAGAGCAUGGGAGGAAGGCCAGCUCUACAGGGAUCGCUUCCAGCAUGUCUUCUACUUCAGCUGCAGAGAGCUGGCCCAGUACAAACAGCUGAGUCUUGCUGAGCUCAUAGCAAAAGACCAGGCUGUGCCUGAGGCUCCCAUCAGGCAGAUCCUGUCUCACCCUGAGAAGUUGCUCUUCAUCCUGGAUGGCAUAGAUGAGCCAGCAUGGGUCUUGGAGGAGCAGAAUCCCGAGCUCUGUCUGCACUGGAGCCAACAACAGCCAGUGAACACACUUUUGGGCAGUUUGCUGAGGAAAUCCAUCCUGCCUAGGGCUUCCUUGCUGCUCACAGCUCGGACAACAGUUCUGAAGAAGCUCAUUCCUUCCUUGGGGCAGCCACGUUGGGUGGAAGUCCUGGGUUUCUCUGAGUCAGGACGGAAGGAAUACUUCAACAAAUAUUUUGCAAAGAAAAAAGAAUCAAUUGCAGCUUUUAGCUUCAUUGAAUCAAACCCAGUGCUCUCAACACUAUGUUUUGUGCCCUGGGUGUCCUGGCUGGUCUGCACUUGCCUGAAGCAGCAGAUGGAACAAGGUGGAGACCUCUCAAUGACUGCUCAGACCACCACAUCUCUCUGCCUGAAAUAUCUUUCCCAGACUCUCCCAUCCAAGCACCAGGGAAAUGAGCUCACAGGGCUCUGCUCACUGGCUGCUGAGGGGAUCUGCCAAAGAAGGACCCUGUUCCGUGAGAUAGAUCUCCAGGAUCAAGGGUUAUCUGAGGAUGUCAUUGCCACUUUCCUGAAGAUUGGUGUCCUUCAAAAGCAGCCCAGUUCUCUGAGCUACAGUUUUGCCCACUUGUGUCUCCAGGAGUUCUUUGCAGCAAUGUCCUACAUCUUAGGAGGUAGUGAAAGACAUGAUGAUAUGGAAAACUACAGAAUUGUGGAAACACUUAUAGAAGUGUAUGGAAGACAAGAUCUGUUUGAAGCACCCACCAUACGCUUCCUAUUUGGCAUUUUAAGUGAACGGGGGAUGAAAGAGAUAAGGAAGAUCUUCACAGGCCCCUUGAUUCUGCACACACCAUGGGACCUGCUGGGGAAAUCCAGGGCAUUGCUCCAGCAUCAGCAGCUGUAUUCUCUGGGGUUGUUUCAUUGUCUGUACGAGAUUCAAAAUGAGGAGCUCCUGACACAAGUGAUGCAUGAUCUUCAAGAAAUGAGGGACAAUACCCUGACAGAUAUGAUGCACCAAUUGUUCCAGACAAAUGUGAAGCACCUGGUAGUCCAGACAGAUGUGGAGCUCAUGGUGGUCACUUUCUGCAUUAAGUUCUGCCAUUAUGUGAAGAGGCUUCAGUUGAAUGGGGCUGUAAAGCAAGGACAAACACUGAUGGCCCCCAGGAUGGUUCUGUACAGGUGGACCCCAAUAACUAAUGCCAGUUGGAAGAUCCUCUUCUCUACUCUUGAGUUCACAGGAAGCCUGGAGGAGCUGGACCUAAGUGGUAAUACACUGAGCUACUUUGCACUGUGGAAUCUUUGUAAGACCCUGAAAUGCCCUGGAUGUCACCUAAAGACAUUGUGGCUUAUCAGCUGCGGCCUCACAUCCAGCCACUGUGUGGACCUGGCUUCAUUGCUCAAGGCCAGUUCCAGCCUGACUGAGCUAGACCUGCAGCUGAAUGACCUGGGUGACCAAGGUGUGAGGCUGCUGUGUGAGGCGCUCAGGAAUCCUGCCUGCAACCUCAGAAUCCUGAGAAUGGACCAGGCUCCUCUCAGUGCCCAGGUGAUGAUGGAGCUCAGGACUGUGGAGGCAGAGAAUUCACAGCUGCACAUCUCCAGCACAUGGAAGCCACGUGUAAUGGACCCUACUAAGAACCCAGAUGGAGAAGAAAUGGAUGAUUACCAGAACUCAUGUAAGCGGCAGAGACUACAGUCAGAGGAGGGGUGCUCACAAUUUGCACCACUAGAGCCGUUCCAUCCAUCUUCUCCUGACUCUCCAAGAGACAAACACCUGGAAUCACUGGGGACUGAAGAUGACUUCUGGGGACCUACAGGACCUGUGGCUACAGAGGUGGUUGACAGAAAGAGGAGCCUGUACCGAGUUCAGUUCCCUGUGCCUGGUUCCUACCACUGUCCCAACACAGGACUCCACUUUGUGGUGACAAGGGCAGUGACCAUCGAGAUUCGAUUCUGUGCCUGGACCCAAUACCUGGAUGAGACUCCCUUAGAGCACAGUCACAUGGUAGCUGGGCCUCUAUUUGACAUCAAGGCUGAGCAGGGAGCUGUGGCUGCUGUGCACCUCCCUCAUUUUGUGGCUCUCCAAGAGGGACAUGUGGACAUCUCCCGGUUCUGUGUGGCCCACUUUCAAGAACAUGGGAUGGUCCUAGAAACUCCAACAAGGAUGGAACAGCAUUAUGCAGUGCUGGAAAACCCAAGCUUCUCCCCAGUGGGAGUUCUAAUGAAUAUGACUCCUGCUCUUGGACACUCCAUCCCCAUCACUUCCAUCACAUUGAUCUACUAUCACCUCAAUCUCAAGGAAGUGACAUUUCACCUUUAUCUGGUCCCUAAUGACUGCACCAUUCGGAAGGCCAUUGAUGAUGAAGAAAUGAAAUUCCAAUUUGCUCGAAUAAACAAGCCACCCCCAGUAGAAUCUCUUUAUAUUGGUUCCCGCUACAUCAUAUCUGGUUCCAGGAACCUGGAAAUCUUCCCAAAGGAACUAGAGCUGUGCUACAGAAGCCCCGGGGAAUUGCAGCUCUUCUCUGAGAUCUAUGUUGAUCACAUGGUUUCAGGGAUUACGCUCCAUAUCAAAGACAAGAAGCACAAGAAUAUCAUAUGGAAAGCCUUGCUGAAACCAGGGGACCUCAGGCCUGCACGGCCCAUGACUGAUGAAGCCAACAAAGAUGCUGCUACCUUGCUGCAUUUCCUGGACCAGCAUCGGGAGCAGCUGGUGGCCCGAGUGACAUCAGUAGACCCUGUCUUGGACAAGCUGCAUGGUGCUGUUCUGAGUGAAGAGGAGUAUGAGGCAGUGCGGGCUGAAGCCACCAACCAAGGCAAGAUGAGGAAGCUCUUCAUCCUCAGUCGGUCCUGGACCAGGGCCUACAAAGAUCGAGUCUACCGAGCUCUGAAGGAGACCCAUCCUCACCUGAUAGUGGAACUCCUUGAGAAGUCAAGUGGCAUUUCUGUGGGAUCUUGACAUCUUAGUGUUUGAGGCAUGAGCACUUUCUUUUGAGUGCUGGCUCUACCUGACUUUCCUUUGACCCUCAGAUUCUCUGUCUAUAAACCAGUGGACAUCUGAGUUGCAUUUCUGAUGAUACUGUUUCCAGGACACCUCUUGAGGACCCAGAUGUUCCCCUCUUGGCCUUCCCCAGCCAGAUGUUCAUGUGGGAUGAACUUCCAGUAGAGACAAGAAGUCUAUUCAGGCCUUGUCCAGCCUGCUCUUAUGGCAAGAGUGGCCCGGCUUGUGCCCACCUGACCCACCAUGAUACAAGCAACUAGGAAGCAUGGGAAUGGAGACAGUGAGAUGGUACUUUUCCCUGAAAAGUGAAUGUCUUAUGAAUAGAAAAGGAAGGAGGUUUCUCAAACAUUUCCCACCUCUUUUUCCCAAAUAAUUUUUAUAUAACUCUGG